AUGACGCUCCCCAAGGUCACGCUACGCCUGACGCCCACCACCCUGCUGGUGCUGCGCCGGGGGGACCUCACCAAGUUUGCGGGCGACGCCAUCGUGAAUGCCGCCAACGAGCGCAUGCUGGGCGGCGGCGGCGUGGAUGGCGCCAUCCACCGCGCGGCGGGGCCGUCGCUGUUGGAAGCUUGCCGACAGGUGCCAGAAGUGCGGCAGGGGGUGCGCUGCCCCACGGGGGAGGCGCGGAUGACGACGGGGGCGGGCCUGCCUGCCCGCAACGUCAUCCACACGGUGGGGCCCGUCUACCACAACGCCGAGGCCUCAGCGCCGCUGCUGGAAAGCGCGUACCGCAGCUCCCUGCAGCUGGCCAACCAGCACGGCCUCAAGACGGUGGCAUUCCCGGCCAUCUCAUGCGGCAUCUUCGGCUACCCGUUCGAUGAAGCGGCAGAGAUUGCGGUGCGGACGUGCCAGCAGGAGGCGGGGCAGCUGCAGGAGAUCCACUUCUUCCUCUUCGGCCAGCCCAUCCUGGAUGCCUGGCUGCAGGCAGCAGAAGAGGCCCAGCUGCAGCCGGCGGAGGAGAGGCAGGAACUGUGA
Molecule: messenger RNA, 585 nt
Organism: Chlorella variabilis
Lineage: Eukaryota; Viridiplantae; Chlorophyta; Trebouxiophyceae; Chlorellales; Chlorellaceae
Exons: 4
Coding region: 1-585 (194 amino acids)
Source: RefSeq, a predicted model, not a curated record